Molecule: messenger RNA, 402 nt
Organism: Lodderomyces elongisporus
Lineage: Eukaryota; Fungi; Ascomycota; Pichiomycetes; Serinales; Debaryomycetaceae
Exons: 1
Coding region: 1-402 (133 amino acids)
Source: RefSeq, a predicted model, not a curated record
AUGUUCAGAUUUGCCACGCCUAGAAUAAAACCAAACUUUAGACUUUCUUCACCCAUCAGAAGCUCUAGGUGUUUAUCAAAUACUCCUCGUGUGCAGUUUUUUGGUAAAUCACCAUCUCAAGAAGAGCAAGCACAGGCGAUACUCAAAGUACAAAAAGUGAUUAGUGAACAUCCUGAAUUGAAACAGUUGACAUUGGAGUUUAAGGAGUUGCUUGAUAAGAAAGGUUUGUUGGCCAAUGGCAAACCUUCAAUGACCCAAAUGAUGAAGAUUCUCACCGAUAAGGACAUUAUUGCUCAUGGAACGAAAUUGAAGAAGUACUUGGACGAUAACAAGACGGGAAUAACAAAAGAGGAGAUGGCCACACUCACUGGAGCUUACAUGUUUCAAGGCAAAGACAUCUAA